AUGGAAUAUCCUCCUACUGCUCCCGCUCGUCCGUUAGCCUAUGAAAGCCUCAAAAGUGUUCUUCGGCACAUGCCAAUUGGUACACGAAACGAGCUACGUGAUCGUUGCCCUGGAAUCCGUACCGUUGAGUCUGUGGCUCCUCUGAGAAUCGAAAAUCUAGAAUUUCAUAACGGAGAAAUAGUUAUCGAGCACCAGAAGUAUAAAUUUGUGAAAUCAACUUGUCCGAUAAAUGAGGACCCUCACAUUUCGAAAAACCGAAAGGAUUUUGUAUACGAUGAUGUGAGCAAAGACGGAAACAUGGAACGUUGGGAGGAUUUUAUGACUUCUGGAGACUUGCUGAUAAAUGAUGAUUUUCGGUCCACUCCUCCCCGAAGAGUACCACAGGACCCCACCGUCACCUCUUCUUACAUAAAAUAUAUUUUUGAAGAUCUCAAAACGGGAUACACCUUCACAAAAUAUCUGAAAGAUACCAGAGUUCGGACAUGUUUGAAGAAAAUUGCUGUAAAAAUGUUGGGAGGAACAGGUUCCCCAAUUCUGGUGAAUAAUCUUGUGUGCACAAUAUUUGGUGGUGUAAUCUUUCUUCCGGAAAACUUGAAACUGCAAGUUGUGAAGCUGGACACCAUUCAAAUUGCAGCUUUAGACGCAUUCGCUCGAAUUAUGGACCCAGAUUUCCCAUUGGAAUCGCUCAAGUUCGGAAUGUUAGCCUAUUCUCCACAGCUCCAGCACUAUCUGACCAAGAAAACAAAAAUUUUAAUAUUCGGCCCGUCUAGUCCGGGUACAAACGCGUUGCAAACCAUACUGCCAUUGGAAAGCUUUGGAUCAGAUACUCGUUCACCUUGCAACGUUCUGGAUGCUUCGGAAAGUAUAGCCCACUCAUCACCAAACUAUAGCGGGUCAUCUCGUGCAAAUGAGCAAGCAACUAGCUCUGGUCAGCUACCACCAUAA
This is a messenger RNA of Caenorhabditis remanei, 945 nucleotides long. RefSeq lists its product as uncharacterized. Lineage: Eukaryota; Metazoa; Nematoda; Chromadorea; Rhabditida; Rhabditidae. The transcript has 3 exons. Bases 1 to 945 code for a protein of 314 amino acids. The record is from RefSeq and is a predicted model, not a curated record.